UGCAUAUGGCGGGUGGCGUCAUGUUUGUAUUUACAGUCUCCCGAGCGAGAUUUCAUUCAUGUAUGCACAAGUCACAAGUGAUUUUCGUCUGAGGGAGAGCUUUUAUCACCGAUCGUGCCUGUAGACGAUCGACGACGACCGGUCGAGGGCGGCAUGAGGCACCGCGUCAUGCCGGCGCUCUCGGCCGGCUUCGGGGAGCAGAUUGAGGAAUAUGAAGUGCUGAAUCUACUGGGCAAGGGCGGUUACGGGAGCGUCUACCGAGCGAAAUGUCUCCGCAGCGGCAUAGAAGUCGCGAUCAAGAUGAUCGACAAGAAAAUGAUGGCAGCUGCUGGGAUGGCGGAUAGGGUAAGCCAAGAAGUAAAGAUACACUGGCGGUUAAAGCAUCCGGCCAUCCUGGAAUUGUAUACGUGUUUCGAAGAUGCAAACUAUGUGUAUCUGGUCUUGGAGUUGUGUCACAACGGGGAGCUCCAACGCUUCCUCAAAGCACAGGGUACCAAAGUUCUGUCCGAGGAUCAUGCUGCCCCUAUAAUCCGGCAAGUUGUACAGGGCUUGCUCUAUCUUCACUCUCACCAAAUACUUCACCGAGACCUGUCGUUAUCUAAUCUACUAUUGACCAGGGAUAUGCAGGUGAAAAUAGCGGAUUUCGGAUUGGCUACGCAGCUGAACAAGCCGGACGAGAAACACUUGACCAUGUGCGGCACACCGAAUUACAUCUCGCCCGAGGUCGCGACGAGAUCAUCGCACGGUCCGGAGGCAGACGUGUGGAGCUUGGGGUGCAUGUUGUACACUUUGUUGGUGGGCAAACCACCAUUCGACACUGACGCCAUCAAGAGUACCUUGACCAGAGUGGUCAUGGCGGAUUACGUGAUGCCGCCUCACUUGUCGGACAAUGCGAAGGAUCUGAUAGACAAGUUGCUGAAGAAGAAUCCGAAGGAUAGAAUACGCCUGCGGGACAUUCAAAAGCAUCCGUUCAUAGCGAGCGUAGAGAAGAACAGACUGCAUAGCGAAAGAAACGGUAUGAGCCAAGCGCUACUGAGCAACGGCAUCAUGGAUUCCGGACUCGGUAGAACGCUGUCGUCGUACGGCAGGUCGAAGAUACGAUCGCGAUCGGAGGAAAGGAUGUCGACGAUGCCGAUGGUACCACUGGUCAGCAUGAGAAGCGAGGCGCUGUCCGAGCCGAUUGCGAGGAUGCACUCGUAUCACAAAACGAGAUGUGCCAACAAUUGUACAAAAGAGGAUUCCGUGUUGAUGGACGUGCCGUUACCUCGCGCUAGGCUUUUCUCCUACAACGGGCUGUAUGGCAAUCGUAAUGCGUGCGACGACUUCGAGAGGCAGAAGCCGGUAAUCGAGCGGCAACACAAACCGAAAAGAGAGAAGAGCGUGGAAAACCUGAGAAACGCUGAGAAAAAUGAAGUACCCACGAAGUUGCAAGUGGCGCCUUUGGACUCCAACCGAUUGCAACCGACGAGGCAUCGAACGAAGAACGCGAUCCUUACAAUUUUGGACAACGGAGAGGUCUGCAUCGAGUUUAUCAAGCGGAGGAACGGCACGGAAAAAGUCAGCGAGGUCUGCCGAAUAUCGGACGAUGGCCUGCGGAUCGUUCUCUACAAACCGAACGCGGCGGAGGUAGGCCCGCAGCCGCCACCGUUGCCGAGUCGAGGCGCCGACAGCAUUUACUCGUACGAGAAUCUGCCGGCGUGUCAUCACCGAAAGUACAUGUACGCGUUCCGUUUCGUGAAGUUGGUCCGAGCGAAAACCCCGAAGCUGACGUUAUACACUCAGCGCUCCAAGUGCCUGUUCAUGGAGAACGGUCCGCAGCCUGACUGCGAGGUGCAUUUCUACAAUGGAGUAAAGGUUGUUCGAGUCGACGGCGUCGUGAGGAUCACCGACCACAACGGCGAUGCGACGUUCGUCGAGGGUGAGUUCCCGUUGCACCUCGAAACUUAUUACGAGCAUUACUCGGAGUGCUACCAGCGUUGCCUGCUGCUAGAGUCCACUCUAGCUUCCUUAGAAGCGGCCACCGGCCACCCCUGCUUCCCGGUGAUAAUCGGACGGAGGCCCAGUGCAGCCCUGAAUGACGCUUCCUGCUUACAGGGGAAGGAAAAUAUCUCGCAUACGACGAACGGUUCUCCCGUUUUACCCUCGUUUGACGCCACCUGCUCCGUCGUCUCGACGGUGACUUCCAGGUCGCGCAAGAUGAGUUCCAUGCACAGUUCCAGUUGCAAUAACGCGAACAAGGUAGCGGUACCGGGAAUCGGCUUCGCUACGAAACUGUCGUCCGGCGACAUCAGAGUCGACUACAAGGACGGGUCCGCUUUAACCGUGAGUCCGCAGAAUCACGGAAGCGGCAUCAUGUACGAGAGCAACGACGGCGUCGUCGUGCGAUACAACACGCACCAUCAGCAAAACCUGGAGAUACCGGUUCAGGAGAAGCUCCGCCAGUUGCCUAUGGUUGUCAAAUAUCUCAUGGAACCGAGGCACAAGGGCAUCCGGUAGCUUCCGCACGAAUAUUUUUCAACAAAUGUUUUGUAUAAUACGAUCGACAGAGUCACGCCCGUGGACCGUAAGCUUACUGUAGAUUUAUAGAUUAAUAUAGAUUUAUAGAUAGCUUAUACAAAUUUGAACAUAGUCUAUAAUAAUAUAUAUUUUUUCUAAGUAUACAAUAAUAAAGAGAAUCGCUGAUGAUACUUUUAUCUUCGCUACUCUCAUAGCUCACGUUAUUAUUGUUACUGGUCACGGAUAUUUAUAUCUGAAUGUAUCUCAAUAUUUCUCUCUAGAGAAAUGUUGUCGAGCCUGAAAACAAUUUGACGAAUGUUAAAUGUAAGGAGGCCUGACAGCUUUACAGUGGAAGAGAGCAAUAAUUUUCUGUAGAUAGAGGACAGGUAAAUAAUUUUUGUGAGAAUGGAAUAAUUGAGAACGCGCGGGCGUUUCCAUUACGAAUACUGUACAGAGGAAUCUAGGGAACAAUAAUACUCCACUGAAAGUAACGAGCUAUGUACGUAUAUACAGGUAUAUUUAUUACUUUUAUAUCGAUCGAGAAAUUACAUUAUUUCUAAUUUAUCAUUAUUAUUAUCAUCCGCUUUAUUACGCCAUUAUGAGAUAAGGGAAUAGUUCAUAAUAAAAAGUUCGCAUAAUAAAAUAUUUC
Molecule: messenger RNA, 3145 nt
Organism: Ooceraea biroi (clonal raider ant)
Lineage: Eukaryota; Metazoa; Arthropoda; Insecta; Hymenoptera; Formicidae
Gene: SAK
Product: polo like kinase SAK
Biological process (GO): protein phosphorylation
Cellular component (GO): nucleus
Molecular function (GO): protein binding; ATP binding; protein kinase activity
Source: RefSeq, a predicted model, not a curated record